This is a messenger RNA of Aspergillus sclerotioniger CBS 115572, 1539 nucleotides long. Its product is annotated as putative MFS sugar transporter. NCBI's taxonomy places the organism in Eukaryota, Fungi, Ascomycota, Eurotiomycetes, Eurotiales, Aspergillaceae. Gene Ontology annotation, biological process: transmembrane transport; carbohydrate transport. Gene Ontology annotation, cellular component: membrane. Bases 1 to 1539 code for a protein of 512 amino acids. The transcript has 3 exons. The record is from RefSeq and is a predicted model, not a curated record. Gene Ontology annotation, molecular function: carbohydrate:proton symporter activity.
AUGGGUCGGAAAUUGGGUCUCUUUCGUGCCAUCUAUCUGGUGUCAGCCAGCUGCAUGGGCUCUUUUGCCUUUGCCUUUGACACCGGUGUCAUCAGCGGCGUUCUCACGCUGCCUUCUUUCCAGCAUGACUUUGGCUAUACUACCGCUCAAAAGACUUCGGUCAAUUCCAAUGCCGUUUCUAUUCUCCAGGCGGGCGCCUUUUUCGGCUGCUUUCUCACCACGCCCAUUGCCUCAUUUUUCGGCCGCCGGCUUGGCCUCAUUCUCAGCUCUCUGGUCUUCACCGUCGGUACCAUCUUACAGGUCGUCAAUUCUCACACCUUGGGCACGUUCUACGCCGGUCGGGUGAUUGCUGGCAUCGGUAUCGGCGCCGCGACCGUGCUGAUCCCGGUGUAUGCCGCCGAGAUGUCUCCAAAAGACCUCCGUGGUCGACUCGGAUCUUGCUUUCAACUCUUCUUCGCUCUUGGAGUCAUGGUCGCCUACUGGGUCACGUACGCUGUAUCCGAAGAUCAACCCUCUGCCACGAAGCAAUGGCAGAUUGCACUGGGCCUCCAACUACUCCCUUCUUCACUCCUGCUUUUCGGAAUGAGCACAGUCAAGGAGAGCGCCCGAUGGCUUGCCUCCAAAGGCAAGACCGAGAAGGCGCGCGAGUCGCUGAAAUGGGUUCGAGGCGGCGAAGAGACCGAAGAGCUGCAGCAAGAAUUCGACGAGAUCAUGGCCGGCAUUGAAGAAGAAGCACGAAUCAAGCAAGGCUUUACAUUUCGUGAACUCCUUCUCCCCGCCAACCGGUAUCGACUCUUCAUUGCCUUUACCAUCCAGCUUGCAGCCCAGCUCACCGGAAACACCUCUCUAGCAUACUACGCCACACAGAUCUUCUCUGCCGUCGGGGCAGGUAACUCCAGCAAGCUGGUGACGGGCUUCUUUGGCGUGGUCAAAGUAGUGGGCGUCUGUAUCUUCCAGAUCUUUGUUAUGGAUCGCAUCGGUCGACGCUGGCCCUUCAUGGUCGGUGCCGCCGCCAUGGGCUCCUUCAUGCUCAUCAUCGCCUGCAUCUUGGCCACGCAUCCGACCGAUUCCAAUGACACGGGCAGCGCCUCCCCGUCAGGGAUCGCCAUGAUCCUCAUGACCUACUUUGAAGCAUUCAGCUUCAAUAUGUCUUGGGGCCCACUGCCCUGGUUAUACGUCGGCGAAAUUUUCUCCAGCCGCACUCGUGAGAUCGGCGUCACCGUUGGCGCGGCCUCACAGUGGUUAUUCAAUUUUAUGAUGUCGCAGGUUACUCCGCAUGCGAUCGAGAAUAUCGGAUGGAGGAUGUUCCUUAUGUUUGCCAUUUUCAACUACGCGAUCGUAGUGUAUUCGUACAUUUUCCUGAAGGAGACCUCCAAAUACUCCCUCGAAGAAAUGCAACACGUUUUCGGCGGCGAUACCAACACCAAUCCUAAAAACGACCCCGAUACCCUCACCACCACUGAAACAAUCGACAAGACCCACGCCAGCGAGAUCGAAGACAACCGAAACGCCACCACCGCCACGCCAAAGGAGGGUUAA